Messenger RNA from Ectocarpus siliculosus, 2637 nucleotides. The record is from the annotation of a GenBank genome assembly. Lineage: Eukaryota; Phaeophyceae; Ectocarpales; Ectocarpaceae.
AUGGAGAGGGUGGGCAGGAUGAUUGGCGAGGUGGCGGACGCGGUGCUCAAGCACGUGAGCGAUCGGAUGCCGGGGCUGGAGGCCUUCACCCUGGAGAUACUGGACACCAUAUUUGCGCCAAGGCUGGUCUUGAGGCACCUGAUGGUGGCCGUUGCGUUGCAGACGGGGCUGCUUACGUACAACGGCCUCGUCGUGGUGGCGAACCGGCUGCUGUCUAGGUUGAGCACGCGGCACGGAGAGGCGAAGGCCUACCGCCACAAGAUGCGCACCGCUAAGAAUUACGAGGAGUGGAGAAUGUACGCCGAACGAGUAGACCACCUGGAGGGACACGACGAGUGGAGGAAGCGUCCGGACUCUCUCCUCUACAACCACAAGGUUCUUCAGCAGCAGAUCAGCGACUUGAACGCGAUGAUCAACGCGGAGGACGUGUUCGGCCUCAUGUUCCGGUUGCGCUGCUCUCUCUCGAGAAAUCAGCACGGGAUGCUGCACGAGGGGCUUUUCUCGAGGGCGCACGCGGGCACCAAGGUAUUGGUCGAGCGAUACCACGAAGUUGUGUGUGAAGCUCUGCACUACGUCUGCGCCAAGAAUGCCGUGGCGCAGGACAUUCCCACAGACGCGAAACUGGCUUUUUUCAACGAGACCAGGCACGCGUAUGGGCGAACGGCCCUGAUGCUGUCGGGGGGCGCGGCGAUGGGAGUGUAUCACGCGGGGGUGGUCAAGGCCUUGUUGGAGAGAAAACUGCUCCCCCGGGUGGUGAGCGGGGCGUCCGCCGGGUCGAUCGUCGCGGCUAUGGUCGGGACCAGGACGGACGCCGAACUCCGCCCAAUGUUCGAUGGGAAAGGGGUAAAUCUAGAGUUCUUCCAGCCUCUUCGGAGAUCCUUCAAGAAGACCAGUGGAGACGACGACAAGUACAAGAACUCGGCGUUCUGGCAGCUGCUGGUGCCCCCGGGCCUUCGGUGGAUGGGGACGCGUCUCUGGAACGUGCUCCUCCACAGCGAGGGCUUCCUCAGCAUGGACACGGACUACUUCAAGAACGUCCUCCGGCACAACAUAGGGCCCUCGACGUUCCAGGAGGCCUUCGACCGGACCGGGCGCAUCGUGAACAUCACGGUGGCCCCGCAGAACAAGACGGACCCCCCCCGGCUGCUCAACUACCUCACGGCGCCCCACGUGCUGGUGUGGAGCGCGGCGGUGUGCUCCAGCAGCGUCCCCGGGGUGUUCGAGCCGUCCGUACUUCUCGUCAAGGACGCCGAUGGGAGCACGCACCCGGAAUCCGGACCGAUCGACAAGUUCGUGGACGGAAGCAUGGAGGCGGACCUGCCGAUGCAGCAGAUCAGCGAGCUCUUCAACAUCAACCACUUCAUUGUGUCGCAGGUCAACCCGCAUGCGUCCCUUCUUUCGACAAUGGCUCUCUCCAAGAGCGUUUGGAGCUCUCCAACGUACAGUUUCCUCGUGGGAAUCGUCGGAUUCCUGCAGACACAGGUGCGCAACUGGUUUCGCAACGUGAUUGAGUUCGUGUCGCACCGAAGGCUGGCUCCCGUGUGGGCUUCGAAGCGGGGCGGCAUCCAGCUCCUCACGCAGGAGUACGAGGGGCGUCACUGCGACGUGACUAUCACGCCAUGGAAGGGGGAGGAAAAUGUGCUCUCGUCCUUCGCCAAGAUGCUCAAGAACGUCAACACCGAAGAGUUUCACGUCAUGACGAUUGUGGCGGAGCGUAACACGUGGCCGAAGGUCGAGAUGAUCAGGAGCCACUGCGCCGUCGAGAUGUCCCUGGAGCAGUGCGUGCAGACCUUGCGGCGCCAGCUCACGGCCGAGAACCAGGUCCGAAUGCUGGCGGCCUCUCAGCACCCCUCUUCCGAGCAGCUACGGCGUGAAGGCCGCGUGUCGAGUUUCUACACGUCGAGGUCUCUCGUCAACCUUUCGGGACUGAGCGUGACGGACCCCAGCAUCGUCAUGGAGCAGCAGCCGCACCAGUACCCGUCGUCCUCGACCCUUGCGGCGAUCGGCAACGACAGCGCAAUCCUGGAGGAGAAGGACGGGGACGAUGGGGACGUAGGCCUGAACUACCUAGAGGGGCCGCUUCUCGAUGAGCGGCAAGACGAGCCGAACCGCAGCAACGGUAACCUCCACGGCCCUGGCCUCGGCGGCGGCCUCCUCACCCCCAACGGCGGCACGGGCGGAGGCACCAGCCUUCCUCACCGCGGCGCCGAGUGGAGAAAUCAGCCAGAAGGUGGAAGGAGGGAACACGAGGAGGGCGCUGCCAAUGGGUUGGGAAUUUACUCAACACUGGGGGGGGCAGAGCUAAGCCCGCCACCAGGCAGGGCGACGGCGGGCGCGGAUGAUGAUGCUGCCGCCGCUGUGUGGGCACGCCAAGAUGAACGCCGGGACUCUGGCACAGAUUUGGGGUGGCUCUCGCUGGAGCAGCUCGCGGAGAUGGGGCUAGCGAGCAGGGAGGACGUCGUCAAGUCAACCUCUAUGGCCAACUUCUACUACAGGCGAUCGAAGAGUCUGGAGGCCAGCAUGAACGAGAUGAGCCAGGUAUUACACAGAAAUGAGUCGAGCAAUCAGACGUCGUGCAAGGUGUGGGUGCACUUGAGUUUCGUAGCUCGCGUGUGCGUGAGCCUCGACAGACAUUAG